This is a messenger RNA of Aureococcus anophagefferens, 1300 nucleotides long. Its product is annotated as expressed protein. The transcript has a single exon. The record is from RefSeq and is a predicted model, not a curated record. The annotation marks the transcript as partial. NCBI's taxonomy places the organism in Eukaryota, Pelagophyceae, Pelagomonadales, Pelagomonadaceae.
CUUCGCCGUCGAAGUCGACAUCCGUCGCUGCGCAUCCAAGCCUCGAAGACUCGCCGCCGGCACCAUGAUGAACUCGCCGUUUGGCGGCGCGCAUCAGGACGUCCUCGGCCAGAAGCCGUCGGACCCCGAGUCGAAGGCGUCGCUCGUCGCCGAGAUCAAGGACCGCGCGCGCAAGGCCUUCGCGCGCAAGGACAUGCCCGUCUGCGAGGCGCUCUACACGAAGGCCAUCGAGACGCUGCCCGACGCGCCCCUCUACAGCAAUCGGAGCGCCGUGCGGCUCACGCUGGGCAAGUUCGACGACGCGGCGAAGGACGCGUCGACGGCGACGGAGCUCGACGGCGCGUACGCCAAGGGCUGGUACCGCCUGGGCCAGGCCAAGGAGAAGACGGAGGACUUCGCCGGCGCGCUCAAGGCCUACGAGGCCGGCGCGAAGCUCGAGCCCGACAGCAAGGUCUGGCCCGCGUCCGUCGUAAAGUGCAAGGCCGCGCAGGAGAAGUUCAAGCUCAAGCCGAAGAAGAAGGUCGACGUCGCGCCGAAGAUCGAGGCCUUCGUCAAGCCCGCGCCCAUCGGCGACAAGACCAAGAGCGCCGCGCCGGCGGCCGGCGGCAAGUCCGACAUGCGCGGCUACAAGAUCGACAGCCAGGGCCGGAAGACGACGUUCUUCAACAACGAGCUCAGCGACGAGGCCAAGGCCCUGAUCGGCGACAUCGCGCCGAAGAAGGUCGAGGCGCCCGUGUCCAUGGCCACCAAGGCCGGCGAGUCGUCCUGGAACCAGGCCGGCACCUUCGAGUCCAAGGACCACACGAAGUGGGCCAAGGCGUGGCUCGAGGACAAGUUCGCGGACUUCAUGGUCGACCUCCCCGACCGCCAAGUCGGCGCCGUGUCCGUGCCCUGCUUCCUCACGGUCAAGAAGUUCUCCGACUUCAAGGGCGACGCGUCGACGGCCCAGGCCCGGGGGAAGAAGAAGUGGGUCUUCGACGCGUCGUUCAAACUCGACUGGGAGUUCGCGCUCGACGACAAGGGCUCCGUGGCCAAGGGCUCCGUCGCCUUCCCCGACGUCUCCGGCGACGUCAUCGACGAGGGCGACGCCCUCGAGUACGCCCUCGAGGUCGACUCCCUCACGCCCAACGACGCGUCCGCGCUCAUCACCUCGCACAUCAAGUCCGAGACCGCGGGCCUCCGACCCGCCGUCCGCGGCGUCGUCGCCGACCUCGUCGCCGAGUUCAGGGCGACGAAGUAGGCGCGCCGGGCGCACCGGCCCCGCCCGAACCGCGCGUCUAACGGCGGCCAGUUUAACCUC